AUGAUGACCAUGAACGGCAAGCAGCAUUUCACUAUGCACCCCGCGCUGCACGAGCCCAAGUACCCUGGCCUGCAUGCCAGCUCGGAAGGCAUGCGCAGAGUGUGUCUGCCUGCCCCGCAGCUCCAGGGCAAUAUAUUCGGUGGCUUUGAUGAGAGCCUACUGGCGCGCGCGGAAGCUCUGGCGGCUGCUGACAUUGUCUCUCACGGCAAGAGCCACCCUUUCAAGCCAGACGUUACUUACCAUACCAUGAGCAGUGUCCCUUGCACCUCCACGUCCUCCACGGUGCCAAUCUCCCACUCGUCUACCCUCACUUCGCACCAUCACCAUCACCUCAGCCAGGUCCUGGAGAACGACCUACUGGAUCACCUGUCCUCCGGCCUCUCCGUUAGCGGCAUGGGGGCUCCGGACACGUCCGGCAUGAGCACGCAGGCCCAUCAACACCACCUCCAGACCAUGGGUCACCUCCACCAGGCGAUGGCCAUGGGCCACCCCCACUCUCUUUCUGUGCACAACGGCAUGGCGUGCGUCAACGACGUGGAGUCCGAUCCGCGUGAGCUGGAAGCCUUCGCAGAGCGGUUCAAGCAGCGGCGAAUAAAGCUGGGGGUGACCCAAGCGGACGUUGGGUCGGCGCUGGCCAACCUGAAGAUACCCGGUGUGGGCUCCCUGAGUCAGAGUACCAUCUGUAGGUUCGAAUCUCUAACCCUCUCUCACAAUAACAUGAUCGCGCUCAAACCGGUUCUGCAAGCUUGGCUCGAGGAGGCGGAGGCAGCUUACCGGGAGAAGAAUAACAAGCCGGACCUUUUCAGCAGCAACGAGAGGAAACGGAAACGCACUUCUAUAGCCGCACCGGAGAAGCGUUCUCUGGAGGCAUACUUUGCCAUCCAGCCGCGUCCGUCCUCCGAAAAGAUUGCAGCGAUCGCCGAGAAACUGGAUUUGAAAAAGAACGUGGUUCGUGUGUGGUUUUGCAAUCAACGCCAGAAACAGAAACGGAUGAAAUAUUCGGCAGUGCAUUAA
Messenger RNA from Hypomesus transpacificus, 1014 nucleotides. RefSeq names its product POU class 4 homeobox 3 (gene pou4f3). Gene Ontology annotation, biological process: regulation of transcription by RNA polymerase II. NCBI's taxonomy places the organism in Eukaryota, Metazoa, Chordata, Actinopteri, Osmeriformes, Osmeridae. Bases 1 to 1014 code for a protein of 337 amino acids. Gene Ontology annotation, molecular function: DNA-binding transcription factor activity, RNA polymerase II-specific; RNA polymerase II cis-regulatory region sequence-specific DNA binding. The record is from RefSeq and is a predicted model, not a curated record. The transcript has 2 exons.